AUGUGCCCUGCCAGCAAGGAGGAAGGUCCGCAGAUGUCUGUAAUGUUUUCGCUUGUGAGCCGGGUGACCUGUGGUAUCCCCUUGAUUAUCAUGGACAGCCGGCACCAUGACCUGAUCGAGCAAGAUUGGGAUGCCGAUAAUCCGGGGCUGGAGGGUAAGUUCGACUUUGCGGACAUGUCCAUGCAAGAGGCCGUUCGAAAGCUGACGAAUCUAGGCAAGGCCCUGAACAA
This is a messenger RNA of Symbiodinium sp. CCMP2456, 230 nucleotides long. The record is from the annotation of a GenBank genome assembly. Lineage: Eukaryota; Dinophyceae; Suessiales; Symbiodiniaceae.